AUGGAGAAGCAAAUUGGUUUGGUGAUGUUCGCGGUGGUGAUGCUGUGUAGCCAAUGUUUGAUUGGCGUCGAAGCAAGACCGGUCGUCGAGCGUCGGAAUUUGCUUGCGAAUGGGCUUGGGAUGACUCCUCCCAUGGGUUGGAACACUUGGAAUUACUUUUAUUGUGAUAUCAAUGAGACUAUAAUUAGAGAAUCAGUUAAUGCAUUGGUGUCCACCGGGCUUGCUAAACUUGGAUAUCGAUAUGUCAACAUAGAUGAUUGUUGGGCUGAGCAUGAUCGUGAUUCAACGGGUUAUAUGGUGCCAAAAAGGUUGACGUUUCCAUCAGGAAUCAAAGCUCUAGCGGAUUAUGUUCACGGCAAAGGGCUUAAACUUGGUAUUUACUCAGAUGCAGGGCAUCGAACAUGUAGCCAGACGAUGCCAGGUUCGCUUGGUCAUGAGCAGAAAGAUGCUGAAACUUUUGCUUCGUGGGGCAUUGAUUACCUCAAGUACGACAAUUGUAACAAUGAUGAUUUGAAACCAAUGAAGCGGUAUCCUGAGAUGACCCGAGCUCUGAUGAGAACAAGCAGACCAAUUUUCCUCUCUCUCUGUGAAUGGGGAGACAUGCACCCGGCUCUUUGGGCUAACAAGUUGGGGAAUAGCUGGAGAACAACUUUCGACAUAAAUGAUUCAUGGGAAAGUAUGGUUUCGAGGGCAGAUCAGAAUGAAGUUUAUGCUGAGCAUGCAAGGCCCGGCGGUUGGAAUGAUCCAGACAUGCUCGAAGUUGGAAAUGGUGGUAUGAGUAACGAUGAGUACAUCGUGCACUUCAGCCUUUGGGCCGCUUCCAAGGCUCCUCUUAUUAUCGGGUGUGAUGUAAGGAGCAUGACCAAGGAAACCUUGGCUAUCCUUGGCAACGAGGAAGUGAUUGCUGUAAACCAAGAUCCUCUUGGUGUUCAAGCUAAGAAGGUGCGAAUGUAUGGAGAUUCCGAGGUUUGGGCAGGACCUCUCUCUGGAUACAGAACUGUAGUCGUUCUAUUGAACCGUUCCCCUGAAUUCAGAACCAUCACAGCCCAAUGGGAUGACAUCGGUCUUCCACCAAACACGGUUGUGGAAGUCAGAGAUCUUUGGAAGCAUGCGACACUGGAGAAGAGGUUCGUGAACGAACUGAGAGCCGGCGUGCAUCACCAUGCCUGCAAGAUGUUCCUGUUGACGCCUCUUACACUAUCAGAAGAGGAUGAACCGUUAGUCUAGUCACUAUU
This is a messenger RNA of Musa acuminata subsp. malaccensis (wild Malaysian banana), 1235 nucleotides long. NCBI's taxonomy places the organism in Eukaryota, Viridiplantae, Streptophyta, Magnoliopsida, Zingiberales, Musaceae. The record is from RefSeq and is a predicted model, not a curated record.